AUGUCUGCCCUGGUCGGCUACCUCGUCAACUUCCUCGUGGGCUACGUCGCCGUCACCCUCUUCUUCUACAUGGCGUCCCUCGCCGUCCCCAAGGCCGGCUUCGUGGCCCGCGCCCUCGCCGCCUACAUCUCGCUCCUCAUCUGCGCCGUCUUCGGCGUCCUCGCCUCCGUCUUCUUCACCCUCAUCGGCAAGCAGGGCAUCUCGCAAUGGGCAACCGCCCGCGCCUUCCACUACGUCAUGCGCCUGACCACGGGCAUCGUCUUCCAGGUCGAGGACCCGGACAAGAUCCUCGCCACCACCCGGCCCGCCGUCUUCAUCGGCAACCACCAGACCGAGCUCGACGUCCUCAUGCUCGGCGCCAUGUUCCCCAAGUGGUGCAGCGUCACCGCCAAGUCGGACCUCAAGCACGUCCCCUUCCUCGGCUGGUUCAUGCGCCUCAGCGGCUCCAUCUUCAUCGACCGCAAGAACUCCAAGGACGCCCGGGAGGCCAUGGCCGGCGCCGCCAAGGAGAUCCAGUCCCGGCAGCAGAGCGUCUACAUGUUCCCCGAGGGCACGCGCAGCUACGCCAAGGACCCCGUGCUGCUGCCCUUCAAAAAGGGCGCCUUCCACCUCGCCGUGCAGGCCGGCGUGCCCAUUGUGCCCGUCGUCGUCGCAAACUACAGCCACGUCCUCCACAUCAAGAGCAUGGUGUUCCGCGCCGGAACCGUCCCCAUCAAAGUUUUGAAUCCGAUCCCCACCAAGGGCCUCACCUCCGCCGAUGUCGACGAACUCACCCGCACCACGCGCGAGCUCAUGCUCACCGAGCUCUUGGCCCUGACUGCAAAGGCCCAAGGCCGGCCCGUUGCCGUCCCUGCCUCCGUCGAGAAUUCGUCGGCCGCGAGCUCCGCCGUGCACGUCAACUCCAAGUAA
Molecule: messenger RNA, 909 nt
Organism: Metarhizium robertsii ARSEF 23
Lineage: Eukaryota; Fungi; Ascomycota; Sordariomycetes; Hypocreales; Clavicipitaceae
Product: acyltransferase
Exons: 2
Coding region: 1-909 (302 amino acids)
Biological process (GO): phosphatidic acid biosynthetic process
Cellular component (GO): endoplasmic reticulum; membrane
Molecular function (GO): 1-acylglycerol-3-phosphate O-acyltransferase activity
Source: RefSeq, a predicted model, not a curated record